This is a messenger RNA of Symbiodinium necroappetens, 549 nucleotides long. Lineage: Eukaryota; Dinophyceae; Suessiales; Symbiodiniaceae. The record is from the annotation of a GenBank genome assembly.
AUGGCUGGCUGGGUGCAGCCAGCGAUCUUCAAUCCCGUCGACUGCCUCCGAAUACGCUGGCAAGUCUCAGUCGAUGAGACCACUUUCGCCAAGUUCACUGCAGAGCUGCUUCGAAAAGAGGGCCUCUGGCAGGGCUUGUGGAGACCGGGGCUUCCUUUCAACAUGUGCGCCGUGGCUGUGUCCCAAGGGCUCAGAAUGGGCCUGUACCCCACCGCGCGAGAUGCCCUGCAGACUUUGCUGCCGAGCGAUGGGCAGAAGUCCAGUGCAGCCAUGAUCGGCGCCGGCUUGAUGUCAGGGUCGUUUGCCUACUUCACCGGGGCCCCUCUCUGGCUUGUGAAGACACGAAUGCAGGCCGCAGUGCAAUUUGCUGCCGACGGCGCUUCUACAGCCGUGCAGAUCUACCCUGUGCACCUGAGCGACUACUGGCGGGGCUGUUCCCCUCUCAUUCUUCGUGGCGCGUUGCUGACGGCCGGGCAGAUGUUCGGCUACGAUGGCACAAAAACGGCCGGGCGGAGACUGGGCUACAAAGAUGGUCCGGUACUCCAUGUC